AUGGCCUCAUUGAUCUCGAGUACAAUAUGGAUCCGAAAGGGUGUAGCGGCUCAGUUCCCUCGAAGAUACGAUCUGAAUGAGCAAGAAAUGGAGCGAGUGACCCAAAUGGCCGGAGACAGACUAGAACAAGUCAAGCAGGAACUCGCACAGGCUCAAUUUGAGGAGGAGAAAGUUGACAUUGAUGAAAUGAUUGGAGGUGAAUCUGAUGACGAAGAUAACAAAAAAGAGGAGGAUGUAUCGGAUGACAAGAAAGUCGAAAAAAUUACAGAUGAACUAGCUGAGUAUGACUUAGAAACUUAUGAUCAAGAAACAACAAAAAGCGUCUCGAUGGGUGUCUUUAGUAAUGUCAAAGGAUUACAAUACUACGAUAACCCGAGUGAUGAUCCAUAUGUGACUCUUAACGACGUACAAGAUGACGAGCUUGAGCGAGAAGAAUUGGAGAUUUACCCUACGGACUCUGUUCUAGUCUCAGCUAAGACGCAGGAUGAUGUUUCACAGCUCGACGUAUACGUCUAUGACGCAUCAGAAGAGAAUUUCUAUAUUCAUCACGAUUUGCUUCUGCCUGCCAUGCCAUUAUGUCUCGAAUGGAUCGAUUUCACCCCAGCUGGUAUCCAUACCGAUGACCCCAACCGGAAAGGCAACUUUGUGGCUGUUGGUACCAUGGAUCCCGAAAUCGAAAUUUGGAGCUUGGAUGUGAUCGAUGGACUUUACCCUGACGCAAUCUUGGGCGCGACGAACCGACAGAAACAAGCUUCUAAGAAGAAGAAAAAGAAAAAGAAAGCCGCCAGUAAUUCGCUCACCGCUCCCACCAGUCUAAUAUCCCCUACGCAUCACACCUCCUCAAUUUUAUCACUUUCCCAUAAUCGGAUGGUUCGAAACCUUUUACUAUCAUCUUCCGCCGACACUACGGUGAAGCUCUGGGAUCUUAAUGUCGAGCCUAUGUCACCCGCCUCGACAUUUACGGCCAUCAGAAGUUUUGAUCUACACAAGGACAAGGUACAGUCUGCUCAGUGGAACCCGAAGCAACCAACGGUAGUCUUGAGUGGUGGUUGGGAUGGGUUGAUCAAGAUCUGGGAUAGUCGUAAUUGUACAGAAGGAGUAGGAGUGAAAGUCGAGUCAGAUGUCGAGUGUCUUCGUUGGGAUCCCUUUGAAGACUUUGUCUUCCUUGUCACUCUUGACAACGGUCUCAUCCAAUCCUACGACUCGCGCAUGUUACCCAAAUUUGGAAAUAAAGCUACUGAUGUUCAGGAUCGUAGCAAGGCACUCUGGACGCUCUCUGCUCAUGAUUCUUCGGUUUCGGCGUUGGACAUAAGUUCAACAAUUCCUGGAUUGAUGGUCACUGGUGGAGUGGACAAGAUGGUAAAGGUAUGGAAUAUUGAUCAAAAGGAGGGAAAGCCUAGCCUCAGUAUGGUCACGAGUCGAGACUUGGGAGUUGGGAAGGUAUUUUCAGUAAGCUUUUGUCCAGACGAACCAGCAACAAUUGCUGUAGCUGGAUCUAAAGCAUCGGUACAAAUCUGGGAUCUCACGACCAAUAAUGGAGUUCGAAGUGGAUUCCGUGAUCGACUAAAACAAUUUACAAAUUUUAAUGUUGAUGAAGAACGUACCGUCGGUAAAGGAGGAGUGAUCAGUGUUGCUGAUGAACCACAAUCUGAAGAAGAGUGA
This is a messenger RNA of Melampsora larici-populina 98AG31, 1662 nucleotides long. RefSeq lists its product as uncharacterized. Gene Ontology annotation, molecular function: protein binding. Gene Ontology annotation, biological process: rRNA processing. Gene Ontology annotation, cellular component: nucleus. Lineage: Eukaryota; Fungi; Basidiomycota; Pucciniomycetes; Pucciniales; Melampsoraceae. The transcript has 5 exons. Bases 1 to 1662 code for a protein of 553 amino acids. The record is from RefSeq and is a predicted model, not a curated record.